AUGCCCAUCACAUAUAUCAAAAUCCAGCAAAUGCCACGAAGGCGCGCUGGAAUAUUAGCGGAAAUUUCCAGUGGCGCAAUCGGUACACCAUCGGUCGCAGUGACCGUGCAAGCAUCGCAGAGUCGACAUUCCUUCGGUGGCGAUGUUCGCGUAGAAAUGAUGUGCACUCCUCCACCCCCCACAACUACAAUCAGUAUAACGCCGACGAUGACACCAGUAAUGACAACUACAACAACCGUAACACCUACCUCAUCUACGACUCCUGGAAGUACAACAACCGUUUCUGGAACCACUAGUACUACAGCCGGUACGACAACAACCGUUGCUACAACAUCAACGACCGGUACUGGCACUACUGCUACCGUAACACCAACGCCAUCAACGACUUCAGGAAGUACAACAACCGUUUCCGGUACCACUAGCACUACAGGUGCGACAACAACAACAACUGUUGCUACAACAUCAACGACCGGUACUGGCACUACUGCUACCGUAACACCAACGUCAUCAACGACUUCAGGAAGUACAACAACCGUUUCCGGUACCACUAGCACUACAGGUGCGACAACAACAACAACUGUUGCUACAACAUCAACGACCGGUACUGGUACUACAGCUACCGUAACACCAACGCCAUCUACGACUUCAGGAAGUACAACUACCGUUGCUACAACAUCAACAACAGCUGCUAGUACGUUAACCACAGCGGCACCCACGACAUCAACAACCGCUGCUAGUACUACGACCACUGCGGCACCCACAACAUCAACUACAGUCGCUAGUACUACAACGACCGCAGCACCCACAACAUCAACGACCGCUGCUAGUAUAACAACCACCGAAGCACCCACAACAUCAACGACAGCUGCUAGUACUACGACCACAGCAGCACCCACAACAUCAACGACAGCUGCUAGUACUACGACCACCGCAGAACCCACGUCAACGACAGCUGCUAGUACUACAACCACCGAAACACCCACAACAUCAACGACAGCUGCUAGUACUACGACCACUUUAGCACCCACAACAUCAACUACAGCCGCUAGUACUACAACCACCGCAGAUCCCACGUCAACGACAGCUGCUAGUACUACAACCACCGCAGUACCCACAACAUCAACGACUGUAGCUAGUACUUCAACCACAGCGGCACCCACAACAUCAACGACCGCCGCUAGUACUACAACCACCGAAGCACCCACAACAUCAACGACAGCAGCUAGUACUACGACCACAGCAGCACCCACAACAUCAACUACAGCUGCUAGUACUACGACCACCGCAGAACCCACGUCAACGACAGCUGCUAGUACUACAACCACCGAAGCACCCACAACAUCAACGACAGCUGCUAGUACUACGACCACUUUAGCACCCACAACAUCAACUACAGCCGCUAGUACUACAACCACCGCAGAUCCCACGUCAACGACAGCUGCUAGUACUACAACCACCGCAGCGCCCACAACAUCAACGACCGCUGCUAGUACUACAACCACCGAAGCACCCACGACAUCAACGACAGCUGCUAGUACUACAACGACCGCAGCACCCACAACAUCAACGACAGCUACUACUACUACUACUACUACAGGGUCUACAACUACCACCGAUACCACAGCAUCCACUACAGUUUCUAGUACUACAACAACCGAAGCAACGACAACUACUGCAGGAGCUACAACAACAACCGAUGCUACGACAUCGACGACAGCUUCUACUACUACAACAACCGAUGCAACGACGACUACUGCCGGUACAGAGACAGAUAAUGCUGCGAUACUGCAUUUUAGACCGGCAUAG
Molecule: messenger RNA, 1806 nt
Organism: Topomyia yanbarensis
Lineage: Eukaryota; Metazoa; Arthropoda; Insecta; Diptera; Culicidae
Product: mucin-5AC-like
Exons: 2
Coding region: 1-1806 (601 amino acids)
Source: RefSeq, a predicted model, not a curated record